Messenger RNA from Anopheles stephensi (Asian malaria mosquito), 3103 nucleotides. RefSeq names its product lachesin-like. Gene Ontology annotation, cellular component: neuron projection. The record is from RefSeq and is a predicted model, not a curated record. The transcript is spliced from 12 exons. The coding region runs from base 1236 to 2747 and encodes 503 amino acids. Lineage: Eukaryota; Metazoa; Arthropoda; Insecta; Diptera; Culicidae.
GUUACAAAAGCAACGGCACGGGAAUGUAGUCGGCCAGUUCUGCGUGCAGCAUUGGCUCGGUCAGAUAUUCUUGCCACGGCGGGAAGGCGUCCGUUUUUGCGCUGGUGAAGUGUAGUGAUUGGAUUUGGGAAAGUACAAUUUCGUGACAAUCGGCAAUAAAAACAUUUCAAACAAAGGAAACCGAAAAAGUGUAAAGAGAAGGUACAAAAAUACAAACGCAACAGCAAACGGCAAAAAAAGCAUUGCGAUAAAAAGGUGACCGUCGACGGGGGAAACCGCUGGCAUCAAGCCACUCGCCGUAUCGUGCCACCAUCUGGUGCGUCCUACCGACGGUCGUACCGCACCGAACUACGGAAGGAAGGUCUGGAAUGCUAUUUCUUCGCUAUCAGUUUGGCAGGGUGCAAGCAUCAGCAGACAAGGGCAAGGAAGGAGAAAGUGACGCUGCCAAGGUGAGGCCGGGGGCCAGAAUAUUUACUAUGCAAGGAUAAAGUGAAGUGAGAAAAUUCCGAGUGUUUUAUUUUUGCCCAGCGCCCACACCGGGCGCCCCCAUCUUGCAUCGGUGGUCUACGGUGCGCUGCCGUACAUUAAGCAUCGAACCAUUGGGCAGGAUAUUAUGGCCAGACUGGAGUCGCACAAGACGGGGUUCCAACAUGAUUUCGGUCGCGUGAGCCGGUCGUAAGGCGUUAGUGUGUUCAUUGUUGUGUCGGGUAUUGCAGUUCCGGGAUCGUCCUGCCGGUACGACGAGGACGACAACGACGAGGACGACUGUAAACAUCCCGAACCCCAUGGACCGUAUUGCUUUCCCGGGAAAGCGUAGAUUCACACGGAACUGGGGAGUCGGUUGCAUCAGUGGCUAUCUAAAUGUGUAUACUUUCUAAAGCAAACUAGUCCUCGCUUGGGCCCCGUUGAUGCACUUCCCGUUCCAAAAUAACUGUGGCACUGUGAGAGUAUAGCACACGCACACACACAAACACUGACACAGACACUAGUACGUACGAGACGAAACCAUACGUUGUCAGCUGAAUUCGGUUAGUUCACCUGCUGACCGCCGGCUUGGUGCUGCACUCCAGCUUUACCCCAGAAACCCAUUCGCCUCUGUGUGUGUGUGUGUGUGUUGGUUGGUUGGACAGAGCCGGCUUGUUCUGUCAGAUUCUCCCAUUCAACCCAUCCAACGCGCGUUUGUCUUGGAUCGCAUGAGCACCCGAAACUGGCCAGGAUAAUCACAGCUACAUCUGAUGGUGCACAACUGCACUGAGCUGCAUCGAGCUGCACAUACGGUGGCGUUUGAAGGUGGCGGCAUCGAAACGACAACAACGGGCAGGAUGGGAAGGCCACCGCUGCUGCGAGUACUGAGAAUGGAAUUUCUCCAGCGGUCCACGAUAGCGCUGGUCAUUGUGGCGUGUGUGCUGAAUGCAUCCCACAUCUCUGCUACUGCUCAGGGAGAACAAGAUGACACCGUAGAGGAAACGAAUUCUUAUAUUCUGGACAAAGAUCUGCCCAAAUUUGGAGAGCCCAUUCAAAAUCUUACCGUGCCGGUGGGACGGGAGGCGGUACUGACUUGUGUCAUCAACAAUCUUCAAACAUACAAGGUGGCGUGGCUCCGUGUCGAUACGCAAACAAUACUGACGAUUCAAACACAUGUCAUUACGAAAAAUCACCGCAUGACCAUCGCGCACGUGGAGGGCCGUGCCUGGGUGUUGCGCAUCCGGGACGUAAAAGAAUCGGACAAAGGAUGGUACAUGUGCCAGGUCAACACCGAUCCGAUGCGUAAUCAGAUUGGCUACCUGAACGUUGUCGUUCCGCCAAACAUACUGGACUAUCCCACCAGCACUGAUAUGGUCGUACGCGAGGGCAGCAACGUUACACUGAAAUGUGCCGCUUCCGGUUCACCGACUCCUUCCAUCAUGUGGCGCCGGGAGGGCAAUGAGCCUGUCAGCGCGGGAGCGACCAGCCUGAACAGCUCCACCUUUUCCAUUUCGCGAGUUAAUCGACUGCAUAUGGGGGCAUAUUUGUGCAUCGCAUCGAACGGUAUCCCGCCGUCGGUCAGCAAACGCGUCAUGCUGAUUGUUCACUUCCCACCAAUGAUAUGGAUUCAGGAUCAGCUUGUUGGCGCCGCCCUGGGACAGCGUUUGACACUCGAGUGUCAAUCCGAGGCUUACCCCCGCUCCAUCAAUUACUGGAUGAAGAACGACACCAUCAUAACGCAAGGCAAACACUUCGAACCUUCAAUUAAGGAGAUCAACAACUACAAGGUGGUGAUGAAGCUUACCAUUAAGGACAUAAACAUCGCCGACUUUGGAACUUACAAAUGCGUUGUAAAAAACUCACUCGGUGAAACGGACGGCUCUAUAAAAGUUUAUCACAUUCCAUCGACAACUGCUAUGGCCACCAGUCCUCCGGCGACGACAACGGUUGCAACCACCACCGAGGCAGUGUUCAGGAAGAACUACAAGAACAAAAUUUAUCGCCCACCGUUGGAUGAGUUUUCUGCGUCAUCCAACAAAAUCAUCGAAUCGGGGGACAGUUCCGAAGCGUGGAACAUCGAUGGAACGAUCGAGAAAGAUCGUGAUCAUCGGUACAGGGAUAAGGGAGGAUCCAGCUUCAGUGAGGAUCAACGGGAAAAGGAAGCGUUCGUUGAUACUGAGGGAAAUUCGCACGGCCCUCAGCAUGCUGUGCCAUCUAGGGGAGCUCUGCUGAUCUGUGCAUUGUACACACUGUUCGCCGGCACGAUCAGAAGUUGCAGGUGAUUCUAGCGCUAGAUCGACCCGCUACGAGCUGCAUUCGGAGUACUUAACAAUUAUGCACAAAAGAAACAUUACUGAAUUAUAGAUAAAUUAUGAGACUUAAGCGACGUAGGAAUCUGGCCAAACAAAGCAAAAACCCAGUUAGAAAAACCGAUCGAUUAUGCGCUGCGUGUUGGCAAUGAUGCCGCUGUAAAUGUAAAGUUCGCGCAGCAAGAAAAAAGCGUAACCAAAUAUAAACCAAAACUGGACGAUUCAAAAUCGAGCAUCCCGCUUUGAGAAACCAUGUUAAAAGCUGACAAUGUAAUAAAGGUUUUUUUAUAAUAAAACUGACAAAACGAAGAUACUCACUGUGACUGUGA